CGUUUCAGCUGUAUUCGUCUUCAUCUUUCAGAUCUUCGUGUUUGCACACCACACAGAUCAAUUGCGCAUCUCUCUCUCUCUCUCUCUCGAUCAUGGAUCCCCAGAGAGCUUACUCUCUUUCCUUCCUGUUCAUCCUCUCUCUUCUCUCUCUACACUCCAAGGUGAUUUAUGGUGAUUCCUCGGUUCUUUUCCUCGAUAGUCCUACUCGCCAAUAUCUUCGCCUUUCAUCAGAUCAGACUGUUUCUCUUUCUCCAUCCGAAAUUGGUGCUACUGCAUCAGUGUUGCUUGGUUUUGCACCCCCUUCUACACUCUCUGCUGAUAGCUCAUCCAAGCUGAAUGAGGUUCUUGCGCCCAACCCAUUUGAUAGGCCCGGCGCCUUGUUGAUGGUUGAGGUUACAGGAGCUGAAGAUUCCCAGCUUGUUGGCCGCUCAGAUAAAUCUCCAUCUAGUAGCACCCUGAAGAUCAAGGUUGAAGGUACAGAAAGAGUGGACAUUCAGCUUCCAGGUGAAGAUGAAUUUUCAAUGGUGUCCCUGAACGAAGUCUCAAGCAAUGCUGAAUGUUCAGACAAAGAACUGAGUGAUUAUGCAUCCUGGUUGGGUGGAUCAUAUGUUGAAGAUGCAUCCCAAUCACUGAGCGGGGAGCUACUCAUUCCCAUUUCUAAUGGUGCCUUUAUGAGACUUGAUAUGUCAGAGAGAGCUGACAGAGAAUUCGCAACAAGUCUCGUAAUGCUUAUUAGUAAUAUGAAGAAGGCUAUGGAGUUGCAUCGAGUAUUGACAAAAAGUGAACGCAAUCCUGCAGAGCUUAUGACAGGCAGAUUUGAUGGAAUCAAGGCUUUACAAGAUCGCUAUGGAAGGGACGAAAUUGCUCAAAAUGGAAUGGAAGUAUUUGUCAAUUCCAUAUCGAAGAUGCUUGACUCUUUGCAGGAAGCAUACCAAGGGAAAAUUGUUGGAGUCAUUGCCCACAGGGGCUGGGUUGAUGCAGAGCAAGAGAAUAUGUUCCAUUUCACAGUAAAUACUCGAUCAUCUGCACGUUCGCUGCAGCAAACAAAACUCUCACCUGGGAAGAUCAUAAUUGCAGAAAUAGCGUUUGUUAGACUUACCUUGGCCUGGAUAACAGGGAUCAUUCUUCUUAUUGCCACUAUUUUGGGGAUCUACUUUCUUCUCAACAUGUCAAUCACCAAGGACACCCUUUUAUAUUCGAAUGUCAAGCUCGACUAAUAUCAGCAAAGUAAUGAUUUACAUUUAUCACUGAAAUCUGGGAGGCGCUCGCUGUCUGCUAUGAAACACGAUGCUGUCUGUGCGGAUCAGUCGUUUUGCUUGUGAUUUAUUUUGUUGUUAUGCAGCUUCAGAAGCUUCUUUUUUGAUUGAUUAUUUAGUGGGUAGCUCAUAAAUGUAUCUGUCCUUGGGAGUUAUUGAGAAAUCGGAGAGGAAGUCUAUUUAUUAUGUUUUGGUUUUGUAAUUAUAUUUGUAUUGUGCCUGUAGCCAAUAAAGGCAUGAAUCUCAUGCUCUACUUGGAUA
Molecule: messenger RNA, 1517 nt
Organism: Salvia hispanica
Lineage: Eukaryota; Viridiplantae; Streptophyta; Magnoliopsida; Lamiales; Lamiaceae
Gene: PMP
Product: putative type 1 membrane protein
Cellular component (GO): endomembrane system
Source: RefSeq, a predicted model, not a curated record